CCCCCCUUGGCAUUACAACAGUCACUGCACGUUGCCAGUUUGACUGGGCGCGCCACACAGCCAACCUCGGAUCGCUGCCGACUACGCAGCGCAGCCCCGCAGCGGCCAACUCCACCUCCCACCCACGCGACGUUGGUUGUCGGACACGCGACGCGCACAGACCCCCUCGGCCACCCUCUCUUGAGGCUUACCCACCAUCCUCACACACCCACCCACCCAGGGUGGAAGGGAAACAACAGGCCAUCGCAUGACCCGACGUUGACAAGGAAGGCCCUACUCUUCCUUCCUUGUCGCGGCGGCGUUGACCGAGUAAUCCUCCUCGUCACGCCCACCCACCUCUGGGCCCGUCCCUCUCCCUGCUCGAGCAGGUAUGUCGGACAGCAACAACCCUGUCGCACUACUUACGCCUCGUGCUUCUUCUUCAGCCGCCAAAGGACACGCACAACCUUCUCAAGGAUCUUGCGUGCACUCCCUCUUCUCGUCGUCGUUGUCUCUCUUCCACCACCACCAGGGCCGUCUUGCAGAUCCGAGCGGACGCCGACAUUCCCUCUGCGCGCGCCGCGUCGGGCCAAUUCCUUAAUCACAGAUUACAAGCCACAGGAUCUGUGCACGACGACGAGGGACACUGCUCUCUGUUGGGUUCUUCGUCCUCACACUCUCACACCUACGUCUAGGCUUUUACGCCCCGCCCCUCGCCGCCGAGAGUGACCAUCAAGGUCCGAUCCGUCAACACGUUGCCAGCAGCCACACCGCGGGCUAUAUUCCCACUGUCACCUCUAGUCGCCGCCCACCGCGACUUGCUCACCACCAACUCGAGUGCCGUCUCGACGUCUACGCCGCCAGAGAGGGCUUCAGCGCUGCCGUUUUCGACUGAUCGUGCUGCCUUCCCUUGGCGCGCGCCAUUGUGUUGCGACGACGCGCGUGUGCCCGGGUCUCUUUGCCAUUGAGUGCUCGGACCGUCGCCCCCCGUCCCCAGGUCACGCACAGACCCACUCGCGAUCCUCCUCUUCUCUUGUGCCCUCGUGCACCACCCAGCGCUUUUCUGGCCAGUGUCGUGUCCUGUCGCCUCCCUCCCUCCCUCGACCGUCCUUGCCUCCCUCCUGGCCCUCUCUGUCCUCGCUCGUCCUCCAUCCUGUCCAUCACCCAUCGAACCACCCCACCUAUCCCAUCAUUCUACGUUUCAUUCACAACCUUUCCCCUCAUUUCCCAAGGCAUCCCAAAGCAUCCUGUCCAUAGGCAGGCGACAUCAAGACUACUCUCCCUCUAUUCCCACUCAUUGCCACUGUCUCAACGCAGGCCCCCCUCUCCCAGGCCAGCCUAUUGUCUUCCGAACAAGUCACUUUAUCGACACCUUGUUCGACACCAAACCUUUCCAGCUUUCCUUUCACUCAACUCCCUCCCACCUACCUACACACCUAGGUGCCUGACGACUCGCGCCCGACAGGCUCCAACAUAAUGUCGACACAAUCCGAGAUUCAAGAGAAGAUCUCGGCAGCCCGAAGGGAGGCAGACGGCCUCAAGGACAAGAUUCGGGCAGCCAAGGACCAAACAGCAGACACGAGUCUGCGCGCCAUGGCCAAUGACACCCCUCCUCUCCCCCGCCUCACCCUCAAGGUUCGGCGAACCCUCAAAGGCCAUCUGGCAAAGAUUUACGCGCUUCACUGGUCGGCCGACAAGAGGCAUCUUGUCUCUGCCUCUCAAGAUGGCAAGCUGAUCGUCUGGGACGCAUACACAACCAACAAGGUUCACGCCAUUCCGUUGCGGUCUAGUUGGGUCAUGACCUGCGCCUACUCGCCCUCAGGAAGCUUUGUCGCCUGUGGUGGUCUCGACAACAUCUGCACAAUCUACUCGCUCCGCGGAGCUGGACCAGGGCAGGGCGGCGGCCAGGUCAAGGUCGCUCGCGAACUGAGUGCCCACACAGGAUAUCUGUCCUGCUGUCGAUUCAUCAAUGACCGCCAGAUCGUCACUUCGUCGGGCGACAUGACUUGCAUGCUCUGGGACAUUGAACAGGGAACACGGACGAUGGAAUUCAACGACCACACUGGCGACGUCAUGAGCAUUUCACUUGCGCCCAACCAGAACUUGUUCGUGUCGGGCGCGUGCGACGCAACAGCCAAAGUCUGGGAUAUUCGUACCGGCCGGGCCGUCCAGACGUUCACCGGUCACGAGUCGGACAUUAACGCCGUUCAGUUCUUCCCCAACGGCGAUGCGUUCGCCACAGGUUCAGAUGACGCCACCUGCAAGCUCUUUGAUCUCCGCGCAGACCGCGAGCUCAACUCGUACCAGCACGACAACAUCCUUUGCGGCAUUACUUCGGUCGCAUUCUCCAUCUCGGGCCGUGUCCUGUUUGCCGGCUACGACGACUACAACGUCAACGUCUGGGACACGCUAAAAGGCGAGCGCAUUGGUGUGCUCGCAGGCCACGACAACCGCGUGUCCUGUCUCGGUGUCAGCGGGGACGGCAUUGCCCUCUGCACUGGCUCUUGGGACAGCUUGCUCAAAGUCUGGUCGUAGAAUAUCCCCACCACACAGUUGGUUAAUCAAUGUCAGUCAUCGCAUACAAUGCCCCCCAUCACCCAUACCCCUGCUCUUAUCAUCCUUUCCUCCUCCUAUGUUCACAUGUCUCUGUCGCGAUCUUGUACAAAGUUUGGGUACGACGACUUUGGCGCGGCGUCGCCAGACAUGCAUGCUUUUGUCAGCAA
Messenger RNA from Vanrija pseudolonga, 2702 nucleotides. Its product is annotated as Guanine nucleotide-binding protein subunit beta. The record is from RefSeq and is a predicted model, not a curated record. Gene Ontology annotation, cellular component: cytoplasm; heterotrimeric G-protein complex. The transcript is spliced from 6 exons. Gene Ontology annotation, biological process: G protein-coupled receptor signaling pathway. Lineage: Eukaryota; Fungi; Basidiomycota; Tremellomycetes; Trichosporonales; Trichosporonaceae. Gene Ontology annotation, molecular function: signaling receptor complex adaptor activity; protein binding. Bases 1456 to 2514 code for a protein of 352 amino acids.